Molecule: messenger RNA, 1072 nt
Organism: Lecanosticta acicola
Lineage: Eukaryota; Fungi; Ascomycota; Dothideomycetes; Mycosphaerellales; Mycosphaerellaceae
Source: the annotation of a GenBank genome assembly
AUGUCGGCCGAAGCAGACGUCAAGCUCCAGGACUUCAAGAACAUCUUCUCUCUCGACGGGAAGGUUAGUAGCUCUUCAGAUGGUUCCAAUGCUCACGACUAGCAAUGCUGACACGUAGUGUAAUACCAGGUAGCAGUCGUCACCGGAGGCUCACGAGGUCUCGGUCUCCACGCAGCAUCGGGGUAAAGCACCAAUCCCACAACCCUCACAUCCCACGCAUCCAUUAACCCCACGACACCAGCCUCGCCCAAGCCGGCUGCAGCAAGAUCUUCAUCACCUCACGCAAAGCCCAAGCCUGCGAAGAAGCCGUUGCCGCCCUCAACGCCCUCCCGGGCAUCAACUGCAAAGCCUACUCCGUCCCCGCCGACAUCGCCAAACCGGGCGAAGUCGAACGCCUCGUCAAAGAAGUCUCCAAACACACCGAACAUGUAGACAUCCUCUUCGCGAACGCGGGAGCUACAUGGGGGGAAGAGUUCGAUAAACACCCCGAGAGCGCUUUUCAGAAAGUCAUGGAUCUGAACGUCAAGAGUGUGUUUGUUUGUGCACAGAAGUGAGUCCCAUACACAUACACACUACAUCAAUGCAAUACCCUAGAAGGAGCGUGUUGGUCGUUUCUGGCAGCAAGGCUAAUGACGAGAAAUCAUCAUCCACAAACAGAUUCGCCCCCCUCCUCCGCAACCGCGGCACCAUCCAAGACCCCUCCCGCCUCAUCGUCACGGCCUCCAUCGCCGGCAUGGGCGUCGGCACCCUCGGCAAGCAAGCCACCUUCGGCUACUCCGCCUCCAAAGCCGCCGUUCUCCACCUCACGCGGAACCUGGCCCUCGAACUCGGCCCCCAGGGCAUCCUCUGCAACAGCAUCUCCCCGGGCUUCUUCCCCACCAAGAUGGCAAACGGCCUCAUGGAGAUGAGCGGGGGCGUCGACGUGCUGGCGGAUUUCAGCCCGAAUAAGCGCCUGGGCGCGCCCGAGGAUAUCGCGGCUGCCGUGGUGUAUCUGUGCAGUCGAGCCGGGUCGCAUAUGAAUGGGGGGAAUGUGGUUUUGGAUGGCGGGAGUGUGUUGCAGGCGAAGUUGUAG